Molecule: messenger RNA, 2571 nt
Organism: Scleropages formosus (Asian bonytongue)
Lineage: Eukaryota; Metazoa; Chordata; Actinopteri; Osteoglossiformes; Osteoglossidae
Gene: frzb
Product: frizzled related protein
Exons: 5
Coding region: 318-1184 (288 amino acids)
Biological process (GO): non-canonical Wnt signaling pathway; canonical Wnt signaling pathway
Cellular component (GO): cytoplasm
Molecular function (GO): Wnt-protein binding
Source: RefSeq, a predicted model, not a curated record
CCGCGAGCUCAAAAGCGCUCGGUCCCGCAAAGUGAUGCACGAUUCGGCGAAGUGCUUCCUGCGGGAGGUCCCCCCGCGAGCGGCGAUGAACGAGCAGGGGCUCGAGGAGCGACUGACUCGCUGAGCGACCGAGAGAAGAGGAGGAGGCGCCGGCCGGCCGGCCGAGGGAUGCGCGCUGCCCCGCGCCCCUACAGGAAGCCCGCCGCCCGCCCGCGCGCCGCCGCCGCCGCCGCCGCCGUUGUUCCCGUGCACGAGCUGCCCUCCGUCUGAUGCGCCUCUUCCCGUCGGUGGCCCUCGCGCACCCCUAACGCAGAGAGAUGUUCUCGCACCAGCUGUACGUCGGCGUGCUGGUGGCGCUUUGCGUCGGCGGCGCGCCCCGCCGCGCGUCCGCGGCCGCGUGCGAGCCCAUCCGCAUCCCCAUGUGCAGGUCCAUGCCCUGGAACAUAACGAAGAUGCCGAACCACCUGCACCACAGCACGCAGGCGAACGCCGUGCUCGCCAUCGAGCAGUUCGAGGGGCUGCUGAGCACCGGCUGCAGCCCGGACCUGCUCUUCUUCCUGUGCGCCAUGUACGCGCCCAUCUGCACCAUCGACUUCCAGCACGAUCCCAUCAAGCCGUGCAAGUCGGUGUGCGAGCGCGCCAAGUGCGGCUGCGAGCCCGUCAUGCGGAGGUACAACCACACGUGGCCCGAGAGCCUGGCGUGCGAGGAGCUGCCCGUGUACGACCGCGGCGUGUGCAUCUCGCCCGAGGCCAUCGUCAAGGCGGACGGACCCGACAGGUGCAAGUGCAAGACGGUGAGACUCGGGUCCAAGACGUAUUUGAAGAACAACUACAACUACGUAAUUCGAGCCCGAGUGAAGGAGAUCAGAACCCGAAACCAUGACUUCAGCGCCAUCGUCGAAGUUAAGGACAUCCUGAAGUCGUCCCUUGUCAACAUCCCCCGUGACACGGUGACGCUGUACUACAAUUCGGGCUGCCUGUGUCCGCCGCUCGCCGCCAACGAGGAGUACAUCAUCAUGGGCUACGAGAGCGAGGAGCAGUCCAGGUUGCUGCUCAUCGAGGGGUCCAUCGCUCAGAAGUGGAAGGACCGGAUGGGCAGGAAAGUGAAGCAGUGGGACCAAAACCUUCGAGAGCACGGCAAGGCGAACUCGGGGAGGAACGGCGUGAGGAGAGGCCGCCACUGAAGGCCGAGGCGUCUCCCCCCGGGGGAUGCGGACGUCGUCCGAAGACCAGCGUUUCCCAAAAAAAGAAACUGAAAAUUUGCACUAUUGCACACUUUUUUUUUUUUUUUAAAAGUUGUCUUCAUGUUAAUUGAACUUCGGUUUGAAUGUAGGUUGUGUUUCUGUUUAUGUGCUUUCUUUUGCUUUCCAUUUUAUUGCUUCCUUUUGCUUAAACGUAACCGUACCGCCUUUUGUCGGCAUUGACCACGGGGGAGGUGGUGCAGGAGUGUCGGGCUUUUAUUCGAUGACUCCAUGCACCACCCCCACCCCACAUCCCGCUGCGUCCCUUCAGCUCCGUGCCUUCAGCCUCAAGACGAGGUGAUGGGGAAUGGGUAGUGGGGAGAGAGCUGUCUCUGUCUCUCUCUCACGCACACACUAAAAAGAGCUCUCACGCAGGAGUCCCAGCGUCUCUGUCACCGUGGACGACAAAACCGACUUUGGUCCCUGCUGCGAAGAUGCUCCGAAGGGGCGCGAUCCCCUCGCCGGUGUGCGACGUCGCUUCUGCACGUGCCUCAGACUUAGUUGUUCUAUUUCUCGAAGGCUCGCCUUGUAAAAACAUAGUAACUCGCGUCGGUUCAUUCGGUCGCUUCGGCUGUUCUGUGGUUUUUCUGCGGCGGGUCCGAUGCUUGAACUUCUUUGAGCCCCCAGGGUGAGCCACCCCUCCGCCUCCGCUUGUACAGCGCUGUACUCGUAUAUCGCGCUUGAAGAGCUGGUAAUCAAGCUGUAAACCUGGUAUAAGGAUUUUUUUUUUUUUUUUUCUUCCUCUUUCUUUAGUGGAACAUAUAGGACCGAUGAGCAAGUUGCUCGGAUGCAAAUUUAAAGCAACAGCAGCGCAGAAACGCUGAACGCGUUCUCGGGGGCGGGUUCGCGUGCAGCUGAUGGACAUGAACGGUCAGUAGUUGUCGGUGACCCCAGGGAGCCUGUGCUCUACAGGACCCCCGGGAUCACCGCACACGGGGCCCGUGUCUCUGCUCGGCGUGGGGGGGUGCGGGAGGCAACAGGCUCCGCCCAGGUGCUCUGAUCCGCUCUUCCGGCCCAGGGGACCCCGGUGGGCCGCGUUGAUGCUCCACGGAGGAGAGGCAGGCGGCUUUAUAGACCGCGGUGGUGAAAUAUAAUGCUGUGCACCUUCACAAUGCAGUAUGUAACUUAUCACCUUACUUGUUAUGUCCAAAGUAGCUUAUCAACUCUACGCGGUUCUGAGAAGGAGGGCAGGAGGCAACGGUGGUUAAGGGACCGGUUGAAGUGUCGGUUGGGGCCCAGCUGCGUAAAAGGGGAAAAGUGUCAUUUCGAACUAUGUAAGUCGCUCUGGAGAUGAGAAGCAACUCGAUAAUAAAAAAAAUGAUGCGAUAAA